ACACGAAUAACACUUGCACAAAUAAAAAUAAAUAAAAACAAAAAAAAUAUUUUAAAAAUAAAAAAUGUCCUUACCCAACAAAAUGGUGGACAAAAAAGAAGAAAACGAUACACGAAUUAGUUUAGAAACAGAAAACCAAGAGAAUUCAAUAUAUCAACAUCCCGAAGCAAAUGAAUCCUUCCUUGAGAAUCAUUCCACAGUCAAAGAAGUAAUCGAGUGCCUAGAAAUGAUCGAAGAGGCCAACAAGACGGAUUCGUCAAGGAAGCAUAAAAAGUCGACGCUUGAUAUAAAAGACUUGAACUUUCUGGUGACACGGCGAAUUCUACCAAACAGCGCCGUAUUUCGUCGAAACAAAACAAGAAAAGUCCCGGUCAAUACGAAUCAGCUUACAUUCAUGCGCCAAGUUGAUCCUGAUCCCGAUGACCGCAUCUUGGCCAGAAAACAGAGAGAAGAAGUGGCCGAAACAUUUCGACGGAUGGGAAAUUUCGAGUAUCGCAAAUUGAACUACGGUUUGGCCAAAGACUACUAUACAAAGGGCUUGGAGUACAUCAAAGAUACUCCUGUUUUGUAUGUAAAUCGAGCCAUGUGCUAUAUCAAGUUACGCGAAUUCAAACUAAGUUAUAUGGAUUGUGACUAUGUGAUUGCUAAUGUGGAUCAGAACUAUCUACGUGCUUGGCUUUAUCGGGCAGUGGCAUAUAAACGGCUAAACGAUGAGGCCAAUUGCGAAUAUAGUAUUGAUCAGGCAAGGCGGUUGAACAGAUCUGAAGCUGCUUUUAUCGAUGAGUUUGUGGACAAAAUGCGUUCGCUUCUGUAAACGAAGGCAAGCAAAUUCUAGUAUAGAAUAUCCAAAUUGAAAAAUCGAGAGAUAGGCAAUUGAAUAAAAAUCUUAA
Drosophila rhopaloa is the source of this 890-nucleotide messenger RNA. RefSeq names its product tetratricopeptide repeat protein 12. The coding region runs from base 65 to 814 and encodes 249 amino acids. Lineage: Eukaryota; Metazoa; Arthropoda; Insecta; Diptera; Drosophilidae. The record is from RefSeq and is a predicted model, not a curated record. Gene Ontology annotation, molecular function: protein binding. The transcript is spliced from 3 exons.